AUGACCCAUCAAUUAUUUAGCGAGCAAGAACAUGCAAAUAAAUAUCAUCUAUAUCGACCGACGUACUCAGAGGAGUUGUACGAUCGUAUUCUGGAAUAUUAUUUCGAUGGAAAACAAACGAAUGAAAAAAUUCCAUUGGCACUUGAUGUUGCUUGUGGCAGUGGUCAAGCAACUGUUGACCUUAGCAAUAUCGAUGUUAGUGUCAAUCAAUUAGCAUAUGCAACACCGAAAGAUAAUGUGGAAUAUCGGUGUGCGAAAGCAGAAGAAUUGACCUUUCUCGAAGAUAACUCCGUCGACCUGGUCACUAUUGCCGUAGGACUACAUUGGCUUGAUAUUGAAAAAUUUGUUAGGGAGGUUCAACGUAUACUCAAACCAUAUACUGGUGUUCUUGCCGUUUGGACUUAUGCUGCCAUGAUGACACUUGGCAAUGCAGCGGCUGAUGCAAUCUAUCAUGAAAUUGAACAGAUUGAACUUUUCUCCUACUCAAAUGCUAAACGAUGGUUAUCCGACGAUUCUUAUCAGUCUCUCUUGCCACUUCUACCCUAUCCAUUGACACGCCGACAGUAUAUCAUCGAACAGAUACAUUCGACGACUUUGGCCUAUUUUCUUGGCCUAUUCGAAACAUUUUCUGCCGUGCAGGCCUAUCGACAGCAGAAUGGUGAAGAAGCCUUUCGAAAAAUGUUGAAUUCAUUUGGUCAAAAAGUUCUACAAUGUUAUGCAACUACAAAAGGUGAAAAUGAAAACGGAGAACGAUUGACUUAUGAUACAAUAAGAAUUAAAAUCUCGUAUCAAAUUCCACUUUAUUUGAUGAAAAAAAAGUCAUAG
Rotaria sp. Silwood1 is the source of this 825-nucleotide messenger RNA. NCBI's taxonomy places the organism in Eukaryota, Metazoa, Rotifera, Eurotatoria, Philodinida, Philodinidae. The record is from the annotation of a GenBank genome assembly.